Molecule: messenger RNA, 1200 nt
Organism: Fragaria vesca subsp. vesca
Lineage: Eukaryota; Viridiplantae; Streptophyta; Magnoliopsida; Rosales; Rosaceae
Product: protein notum homolog
Exons: 12
Coding region: 1-1200 (399 amino acids)
Biological process (GO): cell wall organization
Cellular component (GO): plant-type cell wall
Molecular function (GO): pectin acetylesterase activity
Source: RefSeq, a predicted model, not a curated record
AUGAUGAAGUUCUUGUGGGUUUGCAUUGUUGUAGCAUUUUGUUUCAGCAAAUGGGUUGAUGGAUUUGUGCAGUACAGUCAUAGAGGUGAUCCCAAGACUGAAAUUAUAAAUAACACUCUGAUGGUAUCGAUCACCCUCAUUCGAGGAGCUGAAGCCAAAGGAGCAGUCUGCUUGGAUGGAACAUUGCCUGCUUACUAUUUUAACCGCGGACAUGGGUCAGGGGCAAAUAGUUGGGUCGUUCACUUUCAGGGUGGAGGAUGGUGUAGCAACAUCACAGAAUGUGUUGCUCGCGCAAAAACUCAGUUUGGAUCAUCAAGAUACAUGUUACCAGAGACUGGGUUCACUGGAAUAUUAAGCUUCAAAGCUGAAGAAAAUCCAGAUUUUUUCAACUGGAAUAGAGUACUCAUUCCCUCUUGUGAUGGUGCUUCUUAUUCUGGAGACAGUGAAAAUAAGGAAGCACAACUGCAUUUUAGAGGAAAGCGUAUUUGGUUGGCCUUCAUGGAAGAGUUGAUGUCAUUGGGCAUGCGCCAUGCCAAGAGGGCUCUUAUUUCCGGUUGCUCUGCUGGCGGUUUGACAUCUAUUUUGCACUGUGAUAAGUUCCGGAGCUUAUUUGGAAAAAGUACUAAAGUGAAGUGCCUGAGUGAUGCUGGAUUUUUCCCCGACGAGGUUGAUAUAUCUGGUGAACCUACAUUCAGGAAGUUUUUUAGUGGUGUAGUAAGCUUGCAGGGGGUGAAGAAGAAUCUGCCACGAUUUUGUACGAGACACCUUGAUCCUACUUCGUGCUUCUUCCCUCAGAACUUAAUCUCCGGGAUCAAAACCCCUCUAUUUAUACUCAACUCAGCAUAUGAUAUAUAUCAGUUUUAUGCCAUUUUAGUUCCGGCAUCAACAGAUCCCAAUGGCUUGUGGGACAAUUGUAAAUCAAACAUUACAAACUGUUCUCCAUCUCAGUUACAAAUAAUGAAAGGUUAUAGGAGUCAAAUGCUGAAUCUACUAAAACCAAUCUCGAAGUCUAAGCAAAAUGGGAUGUCUAUAACUUCAUGUUAUGCGCAUUGUCAAGCUCAGUAUCAAGUCAUGUGGCAUGCUGAUAACUCUACACUUAUUGGCACUAAGACAAUCUCGCAAUCUGUCGGAGAUUGGUAUUUUGAUCGGGCAGUAGUUAAGGUCUAUGAUGAAGGUUGCCACUAUUUGGUACCUCAAUAA